UAAAAAAAUUCCAAUAAGGCGAAGCAUAGAUAAUAUCGAAGCCGCAUUUGUUUUUCUACUCCUCCCAACUCAACCAUCUGCUCUCUCUCUCUCUCUCUCAUCUCCACUCUCUCUCUAUAUCUCUCUCUUUCUCUAUCUAGAAUCUGUUGGUGUAGACUGUAGGCAAAAACGAUGGCGGCUCUUUCCAACUCGGUGAUCGCAACAAGGAAUCAUGGACUCCAGAUUUCUUCGGGACCUUCUUUGAAGAGAUCCAAUGAAUUUUUGGGGAGUGCAGUCCCUGCAAACUUGUCGUUCAAUUUGAAGCGUGUCUCCAAAAAGUCCUUCGCAGUUCAAGCGGCUUACAGUGAUGGUGAAAGGCCAAGUAGCGCAGGCAUCUUUAUUGGUGGCUUUGUUUUAGGAGGAAUUAUAGUUGGCACACUGGGUUGUGUGUAUGCACCUCAGAUCAGCAAAGCAUUGACUGGAACUGACCGAAAGGAUUUAAUGAGGAAACUACCCAAGUUCAUAUAUGACGAAGAAAAAGCUUUGGAGAAAACCCGAAAAGUAUUGGCUGAGAAGAUUGCACAGCUGAACUCUGCCAUAGAUGACGUUUCCUCUCAGCUCCGAACAGAAGAUGGCCCUAACGGAGUAGCUGUGGGAUCGGAUGAAAUUGAAGCUGCCAUAUAAGUUUACUUAGAGUUGCAAGUUUGCAAUAUGGUACCAGUUCCAGACUUAUGAAAUGAUAUCCAAACCUUCUUGCAUUACUUUCCUAUGUCUCCUGAAUCAAUAUAGAUGUUCCUUUCAAAGCACAGCUCUUAUCUUGGGAAUAUAGAUUUUUGCUGAUCUUGUGAUCCCAGACUAGUUAAAAAUUGAACGGUGUACUCACUUUUUCUUGCUUUAUUUCCCUCUGUGCAUAUUAUAAAAUUACUUCAGCCUGAAAUUUAGAAGGGUUUUCGCCCUUUUUAAGAUGCGACAGUUCUGUUUA
Morus notabilis is the source of this 961-nucleotide messenger RNA. RefSeq lists its product as uncharacterized. Bases 172 to 663 code for a protein of 163 amino acids. Gene Ontology annotation, cellular component: chloroplast thylakoid membrane; chloroplast inner membrane. NCBI's taxonomy places the organism in Eukaryota, Viridiplantae, Streptophyta, Magnoliopsida, Rosales, Moraceae. The record is from RefSeq and is a predicted model, not a curated record. The transcript has 5 exons.